AGCAUAGCAACAUAACCAGUUAAGCUAAAUGUAAACUCACUUUGAAUAAACUGACUUCACAGAGUCCGAGAGAUGGAUGACGGCGUGAAAACGAAGUAUUUCUAGUGUUACUGACAGGCAGACGGACAGACGGCAGGACGGAUACACGGGUGGGGGCUGUGCUAGGCGGCUCGGCGGCAGGCUGGUGGAAGAUGUCGUCAGGAGCCGGUGGGAGGGGAGGAAGGCGGCUCAGGGGGACAGCAAGCAGCAGUGGUGGAGGGGGGAGAGGAGGGGCAGGCGAGGCAGAGGAAGGCCCCGUGGGGAUCCCUUUCCCUGAGCACAGCGCAGACAUCCUCGGCAGCCUGAACAAGCAGCGGCUCAGUGGCCUGCUGUGUGACGUGCUCCUGGUUACCCAGGAGCGGGAGUUCCCAGCUCACCGCUCCGUCCUGGCGUCCUGCAGCUCCUACUUCCACAAGCUCUUCACAUCAGGGGCCGCCGCCGACCAACAGAACAUCUACAACAUCGACUUUGUGGCGGCAGAGGCUCUAGGAGCACUGCUGGACUUUGCGUACACAGCCACAUUGACAGUCAGUCACAGCAGCGUGGCUGACAUCCUUGCCGCUGCACGCCUCCUGGAAAUCCCACCUGUCCAGGACGUCUGUACACACCUGCUGGACACCAAAGUGCUCUCCCCGCCGGCGGGCAGUGAGCGAAGAGAUGAAGAUGAAGACGAGGAGGUGAAGGGCAGAGGAGGCAGGGAGCAGGGGAACCGGGUGCGGGCCCGGGAGUACCUGGAGUACUUCCAGAGAGGGGCGCACUGGAGCAGCAGCUGCAGCACGCCAGAGCUCAGGGACCUGCCGACACACCUGCACUUUAACCACGGAAACGGAGGCACUCCUAGCAACGGGGCUCCUGCUGGUCCCGGUGAGUACUACUCACCCCUGGCCCUUGCCUUGGCCCAGGCCCCAACACAAGAGCCAGAGGAAGAAGACGAGGAUGAAGAGGAGGACGAGGAUGGGGAGGCGGUGCAGGGGAAUGGAGCAAGCCUGGGGUCAUCUUACUUCCCUCCAUCGCAAAAUGGGCACUUCUACCUCCCCUCCGAGUCUAGGCUGGGGCAGGAACCAGAGGUGGAGGAUGGAGGUAGGGAGGCAUUGGCGAGGGAUAGGGGUUCAGCCAGUGCUCUGCUGCAGCAGAUGAUGGACUCCAUCGAGAGGCAGAAGGAGCGUGCAACAACCGGGGAGGAACAGGGAGAUGGGGACGAUCCCGACAUGGAAUUUUACUUGAAUUAUUUUAACAGCUCGCAGCAUGAGGAUACAGCCUCUGCUGCUGUGACACAGGGAGUGCCGCCGCUCUGGUUAUCACGGGGCAGAACAGGCCAAGAGAGAGUGGGAGGAGGAGGAGACAGGGGGAUUGGAGAGAGAGGCAGUGGGGGUGGAGUAGGAGGAGGUGGAGGGGAGAGGAAGAUGCGCUCUAAGGCCUUCCAGAAAUGCCCCAUAUGCUCCAAGGUCAUUCAAGGAGCAGGCAAGCUACCCCGCCACAUCCGAACGCACACAGGAGAGAAACCCUAUGAAUGCGCCAUCUGCAAAGUGCGCUUUACCAGGCAGGACAAGCUCAAGGUUCAUAUGCGGAAGCAUACAGGAGAGAAGCCUUACCUGUGUACGCAAUGUGGUGCCGCCUUUGCUCACAACUACGACCUGAAGAACCACAUGCGCGUACACACCGGCCUGCGCCCCUAUCAGUGCUCAAGCUGCUUUAAGACUUUCGUGCGCUCGGAUCACCUGCACCGCCACCUCAAGAAGGACGGCUGCAACGGCAUCCCCUCUCGUCGAGGCAGAAAACCUCGGGUGCGAGAGCCAGGGCUCCUUGAUGCCCCCCUGGGCAUGCUGAGCCCGGGCUCUGACACAGGCCCUGGGCCUCGUACCAUCAGGGGACGGCGGCGCUCGGAGGCAUCCUCAGCGGCAGAGGUGGAUGGGGCUGCAGGAGCCCAUGCACACAGUCCUCAGCUGCAGGAGUUGGCAGGGGAGACAGAGCCCUGAGACUGCAGGGGCGACAAGGACACUGCUGGACACCAUAGUCACUCUGCACCGCCUGUGAGACAGGCCAGUGAACAGAGGAGAAAAAAAAACAUGCAAAGGCAAACUUUAAUAAAAACAAAACAACUAACUAUUCCUCUAUAAACCAAAUCAGGGUGUCACAAAAAUCUAAUCUUUAUAUUUCUUUUUCCUUUUACUCUAGGAAAUGGAGUAGACUUGCAAGCACUUAAGUCGGUUUAUCUGUUAAAGAGCAAAGAACGCUUCAAAUCAUGCACCCAUGAUGUCCACUUUCUGGGCCAUUUCUUUCUUUAUAAUAUUAAGGGUUUUAUACAUUGGCAAAUGUAUGAUAGAUACAAAGACACUCUGAGCAACUAUGCAGUUGAUUUAGAUUUUUAUUUGUUUUGUCCUCACAGCCUUUGAGCUCUAAGCAAGGUGUCUAUCAAGCACCUUCUGGCUGCUGUACGGGUGAAGCGGGGACAAAUCCUCCCAGUGAAAACAAGUCUUUUUCUAUUCUUUUGCAGGUCUGAAAUGUACAGUUACCAUAGAAACAACAUUGCCACAAUAUGGCAUAUGCAAGGAAAAGUCACCACAAUUUUGAUGCAAUUUUUUUUCUCUCUAAAUGUUCCAGAAAGAAUCAGACAAGGGUUUGAUUGAAGUGUUGCUUUCUCUAUAAAAAUGCAUUUUAAGAAUCUAUGGUUUAUUGAAAAACAAACUGAUGUUGAGUCAAAUCCACUCUAAUGGGGGCUCGUCAAUUGCAGGACUAGGGAAUAUGAGGGGUGGAGGGUUUGUGUUUUUAAAGCACUACCAUCGUCAAUGUAUCUGUUGGCUCGACUACGUUGCCUCUUAUCCCUCACAACCCUGCAAUUUCAGCAUUUCUGUUUUCACAUUUGAUUUUGUCUUAAUUUUUAUUUUGGUCGCUCCUUUUUGUUGACUGCUUCGGGUACUUGACACUUUAUAAUUGUAUACAUGUAUAUACAGCAGGUGGUGACAUGACAUUGAUCCCCUCUUAAUGCUGAGGUGUACUUAUCGGGUUUUUCCUCUUAGGCUUGAUGUCAUACUUCUCACAGAGUGAAGCUUGCGGGUGAACGAAACCAACUGUAUGAAUGUUUGACGAAAAAGAAAAAAAAAAACACAUCGAGUCACCCAUUUGUCCUAAACUUAACACUUGACAUGUAUAGUUCCUGCCCAAAGGAUGAGGAGGUCGAAUGAAUGAAUGUGCUUAACUUUGUGCAGUUUUUCGGAAUCUGUCCUUGUGUGACAAGGCGCGGGUAGCAUUUAACCAACCGCAGGUUAAAGGAAUGGCAGGGAGCCCCAGUGAGAGAGUGACAAAGAAUACAGACAGAGAGAUAGAUGAGCACCUUUUUUUUCUACGUUUGCACAGCUUUUACUAAAGAUAUCCAACGGAUCGAGAAAGAGGUAUAUUUAAAGGAAGUGGGCUGGUGUUGGGAAGGGAGUGAGAGGUGGUUUAUGUAUCAUGCUUAUUCCAAUCUUUUUGCCCUGGGGACCACACAACCAUGAGGCAACCUGUAUGAUGAAGAGAGCAAUAAAUACCUGUCCAAGUUGGGAGGCCAAAUAGGAACGCAGCUGCAGCUGGUCGAUGGGGGAGGGGAACAGAGGGGAAUGGGAGGGGGAUCUCACAAUGUCUGUUGCAUUCCAAAAAAUAAUCUCCCCCAGCUCAGCCACGUUUCCAGGCAGGAGGGGAUCAAAUCAGGCCUUUUUCUCUCCCUCUCUCUCCCUCUGUAGUCCUCUAAUGCCCCCGAACCAGCCUGGAGGGGAUAUUAUUAUAUUAGAGCCUGGUGUUACUGUGGGUAGGACGCCUGGUGCUGGCAGUUUAGUGUGUGAGUGUGUUUGCAUGUACGUGUGUUUUUGUGUACAUGUGUGUGCGUGGCAGCCGGGGUCGCUCUGGCCACAUCAUCACUGUGUGAGUCAGCCACAGCCUGUUCAAACAUGCACCCUGAGCUGCCAGCCCCAGUGCACUUUCUCUGUCUCUCACUCACACACACACACACACACACACACUCGCAUUCACACUCACUGGGUCCAGGUAUCCUGUAGAGAAGGGGAAAACACCAGGGCUGACAUAUGUGUUUGGAUAUUGUCAGUGACUCCAUACAUCUGGAUUUGUUAGUCUUAAAAUAUUCACGUUGCGUUCUUCUACUCCAAAUCCAAUGUUAUUUUCCAAACUAGCACAUUGAGCCUUUGAGUCAAGAGAACAGAACAUGCGUGUGAUUUAGAGUCCCCCCACCCCCACCCUAUAAUUCCUGCAGUCGUGCUGUAGUUCAACUAUCAGUCCUUUGCACCUUAAUUGGAAAGAGGCAGUUUAUGAAUGCACUUUGUUACUGAGGUGGGCACUUUUGUCAACAAAACGGGUACUUUGAAACAAACCAGUUGCAAAUGAGAUCAUUCCUUUCGUCUGUUCAUUGUGGUGAAGUCCAGCUUCUUCACUGGUUUUGUUCAGGUUUUGACGACAAGCUGCCAAAAAAAAAAAGAGGAACAUACGAGUUCAGAUCUCUGAAAGAGAUGCCGAGUGGAUUUGGAUAUAAUCACCUUGGGUUUUGUGGCCCAAGACUAAAUUAAUCCAUGUAACUGAUUGCACUUGAAGUUAGUUGUUAAAAGAAAUUUUAGCGGGUUGUCUUUAUGUCUUAAUGUAAAGGAAGGGAGUAGAAGGAGGAAGCAGACUGAGAAGGAAGGGCACUGUGUGUGUGCGCGUGUGUCUGUAUGUAUGCGUUGCAUAUUUUUUUGUGCAUGUGCACAAGCAUGUUGCGCUGGCUGGCAGGCUGGAGGGUCUCAGGACAAGCUUGGAUAAACAAACUUCGUGUCUACCCCAUCUGUUCACCAGCUACUCUCAUAACUACACGUGUUCUCUGAGGAACCACGGUGAUAAUAGGUCCAUGGUACCACAGAAGCAAAAAUACCAUAUUGUAAAACAACUCAUUGGACAGUUGCUUGUUUACUUCACAGCUCUCUUGGUGCAGAUUUGCAUAUUUCUUCGUUUACCCUUGUUGGUCAUUGUCAGGGGUUGGCUAUGUCUUGAGAGUUUGUAGUUUCUAUUUUUGCUUCUCUGUUAUGAUGAAGAUGGGGUUUGUUAAUGCCCAGUUUGACUCCCACAGCAGAUGUUAGCUAUGUAUGUCUACCUGGUUUGUUCUCUUUAUGUAGUGGUACUUGGUACGGACUGCCUAAACAUUUUGUCUCGAUGUGGAGGAAGCGAGCCAUCUUAAUGUUCCUUUGGACCUUAAUAUUUCCCGAAAGUCUUAUGUUGUUUGUUGAUUAACCAAAGCUUUUUGCCCUCGAUCUUAGUCUUCUGUCGACUAGAGAUACUGAAAGUAUGUCUUUAAUUUAUCCAGACUGGGCCUCCCUGACUACGCCACACCCAGAUGCCCUUCUCUUGAAUACAUAUGCAGAAAAGUGUGUGGAAUCAUACAGAUAUUUACUUGAGUACUCUUGCUCCUUGUAUAUUUGUGGACAAUAGAAUCAGAGGUUUUAAGGAUGUAUUAUUUGUUCUGUCUGUCUUCACUUCUUAAAAUAAUGUGUUGUGCUACAGCUAUUUUUUUCCUAACAAUUUUACAUGGCUGUGCGUGCGUGUGUGUGCCUGUAUGUAUGCGUGUGUGUGUGCGGGUUGGGGUCUUGGUUUUGAGUUGCUGUGCCAGGAGGGUGGGGUACAUGGGUGCUUGGGUGGGGUUAUGGAUAUAAAGCCUGAUAGCACUGGAAAUGGUGCUUUAGCUGAGAGAGCAAAAGUUUGCACUAAUGUUAAAUGUCCUUGUCCUGCUUAUGGGAGAAGGGCAGGAGACCUCAGAAAGGCCUGCGAGUUUCCAUGAGCACAGAGCAGUGUGGUUAAUACUCAAUGGUCUCAUAAAGAGUCCAUCCAACCCCUCCGUAGAAAUAUAAUCAUGUAAAGUAUAUUAACAAAUAUACAGACGUCCAACAACAACAAAUACCAAAGGAGAAAAGAUGGCUUGGAUUCAAGUCACUGGACAUUUUAAGCUACCAAUCUCAUGUUGGAUUAAUAGAGGUUUAUUGUUAAUUGUGAAGGCUCUUGAAAAGAGAUUCUCGAUGAAAACUUCAGAUGGAAAGUGGUGCGAUAACAGCGAAUGAUAUUUGCUUAUUAUGUUAAGAAAUAUUCCAAAUAUAUAACAUUUAGGCAUUUACAAAGUAGCAAAGACUCUGAAAACAUUCAAAACAUGAUCUGAUGGCUGAGCUGAACUGUGUGCAGGUGCCAGAGAUACUGAACCCAAAUCUUUUGAUAUGACAGAGAUGGGAUUGUUCAAUUUUUGUCUGAUGUUCAAUCAACUGAAUAAUGAUAUGAUAUGAUAAUGAAAAGUGAUGUUACUUAGUGUGUUGACAUGCACAAUAGUAUCCUGGUUGCGAUCAGGUUUUUGGAGUAUCCAGGGUUAUGUUUUGUAACUUAAACAGCUUUUUUCGGUCUCAGAAACCUGGAUACACAAGGAAACAGAAUUCAGGAUCACGUAAACACCUUAUUAAGGUUUAUGAAGCAUCUCAUAAUGACCGAGAUUGGUGAAAAAUCAAGACACACCCGAAGGAAGAUGAUUAGAAACCUGGAUACUGUUCUGAUCAUGUAUACAGGGAUUUGAAUAACCAGGUUUUUAUGCUCCAUGUAACGCCAUAUCCAGAUUUUUUAAACGAAAACCGGGAUACUAAUGCACAUGUUAACGCACACACUGCUAUGUUGAUCACUGCUGAAUUGGAAGAGUUUACUUUCUGAAAAGGUUGAAUUGAAAUGUUCUCUAGUUGAAGCAGACUGGGACUUACUUUGUGGCCUUGUCUGGGUGGAACUAAAGCUUUUAUAUGUUUCCAGACAGUUGUAUUGUGCGGUGUGAGGCUGAGGCGCACUCCCACCAGGUGGAAGGGCCACAGUGUGCCUUACAUAGAUGGGGACUGAAAAAUCUCCCAGUUUCCCUCAAUUUCUUUUACCAUAUUUUAAAAACUAACCGUUAAAGCUGAUUGGCUUGGUACUGAAAUUGAUAAUUUAGCUGUCGAAGCUUGAUUUGAGUGAAUUUAUAAUAAUGUCUCUGUAAUCAUCCUCUUUGAAUCCACAACUGGUGUGUCCCAAGCCUCAGCCCCAGACCAAGGCUCCUCCAACACAGGCUACACUGAGACAGUCUCAGAACACUUGCAAGCGUUUUCCCAAAUUGAACUUGAUCAGUUUUUGUAUGCUGUUAUCAAAGAUUUUUUUGAUGAAUCUAUCUGAGAAGGCCAUAAAACAAAGACAACCAACAGCUAUGAUAACUAUAACUGUAAAUAAUCAAACAAAGCGGGACAGGCUGACUGUUAAUAUGGAGAUUCGGGUGAUUUGAAGGGGGACUAUUUGCUUUGCUUCGUCAUAUUUCCUGCGCACCUGAUUUUUUUUGUGUGUGUUUUCCAUCAGGCUCUUGAUGCACAGCAAGCUGAGCGCAGCAUAUGCAGUACGGCACUAUGCGCAGCGUGGCUCUGGCACUUACACAGACAGCCCUGGGUCCUUCAGAGAGGCAGGCUGCUGUCUGUUGGCUGCUCUCAGCCAAGUGGGGACAGUUUGCACUUGGAGUCUUUCUCAGUCUCUGGGGACACAAAGGUUGGCAUACAGGGAGGAGGAUUAAAUAUGGGUGGUAGGGGAAGGCUGGAUGUUGUUUUCAGGGAUGAGGUUAGAAAGCCCAGGUGACGGAUUUAUUUGCUGAGCAAUGGCUCAGUGCAUGGCCAUGUUAUGAGAAGAAUUGUAACACAAAGGAGGUCACCACAGAUUUCACAUUUGAGAACUGCAACAAGGAGAGUGUUGCUGAUCUCUUUUGUCUCUAUGUAAAGUACUACUCAGGUGGAAAAUACACUGCUAUGCAUUGGGUUUCAAUGUCUGCUAAGUUUGUGGUAUAUCUAAUCACCCUCCAAGUCACAUCUCUGUCUUUGCCUUUCUUGUUCAUACCAAUAUUUAUCAUAAUAGUUCCCAGAGAGAUAAAAGCAGGAACAGUUUCCCUCAUUGUAAAGUGGCUGUGACCAGCCUGUUUCUCCAUUUAAUAUUGAUCCAGUGAAUUGUUUGUCGGAGGGAAGGAAGCCACUGGAGAUUCAGUCUUAUGAGUCAGACUGUAACAUUUUCUGAAAGGGGAUGGGGUUGGAAAAGCGCAGGGGAGGGUAUAUCCUUCAUACUUUCUUCUCCCAUCGCUCUCCCUCUCUCUGGACUCAGAGUCUACAUCUUUGCUGCCGACCGGCCUUUGAUCAAAGAUCACACACCCUCAGCAGGGGGAAUCGACAGGAGAGAAAGGAGGGAGAGGGGGUCGGAGGAGGUGUGAAGGAAGAGUCCGUUUCAGUUUUCAGUCACCUAAACCAAUUUUAGGAUACAUUCCAUAAACUUCAUGCUGUGAUUCCAACUUAGGAGUUUUUCGUCAUGUGUAAAGGAUGUGAGUUGGAGACGCCGGGAGGAAACAGUCGACACUUUGCGGCCGUUUCAGUCAGUCCGUUUCGCCUCACUAUCCGUCUGCUGUGUGACAGACAGACAUGUAGACCGACAGUUCAAAAGGUCCCCCAGCGUACCGCUAUCCAACUGCCUUUUUUUCAGCUUCUGCGAUUGUAACAAAAGCACUUUGCGAAAAGGCCAUCCUGAAUUUUGUGUGCUUUUAUUUUAUGGUUAUCACUAUUGUUAUUGUUGUUCCUGUUGAUGUUUUUUUUUUUGUUUUCUCAGUACAGAUGAUUAUUUAAAUGCAAAAAAAUACAAUAUGAUGAAAAAUUUUUAAAAAAAAAUGAAAAAACUUGAAUAUUUGGUAUCUGGACUGAAGGCGGAUAGAGCUGCCGCCUCAUCUGGACAUUAAACAAACACAUCUCUGUAAUACUACCACCGUACCUGUUAUAUGCAGCUUAUUGCAUAGUCACACAAAGGUAGAGGGGAGGGGGCAGAUCUCCCUCUACCUGCUCUCUGCUUACUGUCUCAGAUCUUGUUGGGAGAAAGGUCAUUUGAUCUCAUUUUUGGGAGACUCCUUUUCUUGAAAAAGAAACCUGUAUAACAGUUGCAAAAGCUUUCUGAGAAGGCUCGCUGUGCUGAAUGUUAAACAUGCAGUGAUGUAUCCACUGCAGAAUCUCUUUGUCUGCAAUAACGCCCUGUCUGCGUAGUUAAAGGCUGGAUCUGGUAUCCAUAUAAAUCGUGGUAAAUGAUUAUGAAAGACAGAUGAAACGGCCAAAUGACCAUCAUGCACUUUUGCAAAUCAGAACAGAGAAUUUUAUUGGCCUUAACAUCGAUGUCACAUCAAGAUUAUUGCAGUAGAGUGGAAAGAAUAAUAUUGAUCAUGAUAAAACAUUCAAUAAAUCCAUAGUUCAGUAAA
Molecule: messenger RNA, 9307 nt
Organism: Acanthopagrus latus (yellowfin seabream)
Lineage: Eukaryota; Metazoa; Chordata; Actinopteri; Spariformes; Sparidae
Gene: zbtb7a
Product: zinc finger and BTB domain containing 7a
Exons: 4
Coding region: 192-2015 (607 amino acids)
Biological process (GO): regulation of transcription by RNA polymerase II
Molecular function (GO): protein binding; DNA-binding transcription factor activity, RNA polymerase II-specific; RNA polymerase II cis-regulatory region sequence-specific DNA binding
Source: RefSeq, a predicted model, not a curated record